AUGUUACCACAGUUCACCCGCUUUGCAGCUCUCGCAGCCAUUGCUAUUCCUGUCUUUGCAGCUCCAACAACCAUUCCUGAAUUGCAGCAACUCAAAAUCCGAAAUCUUCAUGCCGCAGAUGUGAUUGAAAACAGUUGGAUUGUCGUGUAUAAGCAAGAUGUCACUGAAACACAGAUGGCUAGUCACCAGGAUUCAAUCAAAUCUCUGAUAUCCGGCCGCGACUUGGGCCAUGGAAUAAGAGCUUCAUGGAAUAUGGCUCAUCUUAAAGGCUACCAUUUAUUCGCGAACGAUGACGCUAUAGCAUCAAUAGCUCAGUCACCAGAGAUUGACUAUAUCGAACGUGACGCUCGUGUGACAACUUUCAAUCUCAACACUCAGAGCGAUGCUCCGUACGGUCUAGGCAGUAUCAGUCACUCGAAAGCUGAAACCUCCAGCUCAUACGUCUACGAUGGAACAGCCGGAAAGGGGGUAACCGUGUAUGUUGUUGACACCGGAGUCUAUGCUGAACACUCUGAACUCGUUGGACGUGCUUCUCUUGGCGCCAACUUCGUUACCGGAUCAGCUGAUACCGACGAAAACGGGCACGGAACUCACUGUGCUGGUACGAUCGCCGGAUCUACUUACGGUGUAGCAAAGAACGCAACAAUUGUUGGGGUAAAGGUCCUAGACGCAGAUGGAUCUGGCUCCAACUCUGGCGUGAUUUCUGGCAUUGACUGGGUCGCUCAAAACGCUCAUGGUGCUGGAGUUCUAUCUAUGUCACUCGGCGGAACAUAUUCUAACGCUCUCAACUCGGCUGUGACUUCCACCAUCAAUUCUGGAGUUACUGUUGUUGUAGCCGCCGGAAAUGACAAUGCUAACGCAGCACUCUAUUCGCCAGCCUCCGCACCCUCGGCUAUUACUGUCGGCGCUAUCGGAUCUAACAAUGCCAAGGCAUCAUUUUCAAAUUACGGAAAUGUCGUUGAUGUAUUUGCACCCGGAGUAAAUGUUCUAUCAUCUUGGAUCGGCAGUACAACAGCAACAAACACCAUAUCAGGCACUUCAAUGGCUACUCCCCACGUCGCUGGCCUCGCAGCAUACCUUAUCGGCCUGCAGCAACUAAACUCACCCAACGCCGUAUCAAACCGCAUCAGCUCCCUUGCUGUCAACGGUCAAAUUUCAAAUCUUCCUCUCAACACACCCAACAAGCGCGCCUACAAUGGUGCCGCAUAA
Molecule: messenger RNA, 1209 nt
Organism: Blumeria graminis f. sp. triticale
Lineage: Eukaryota; Fungi; Ascomycota; Leotiomycetes; Helotiales; Erysiphaceae
Source: the annotation of a GenBank genome assembly